UGCCUGCCCUUCCAGUGUUCAGCAUAGGGGCCUAAUGAGUGUGCGAACCCACACGGUAGAGCAAAGCGCGCUGUGUGAGGACAACAGUAACAGCAGCGGCAUCUCCAUACCAUGCGCGCUGUCCCACACCUCCCCAGGCUGGGCCCUUCUAUGCACUCGUGGUUCCAUCCGCGUCCCUGAUAAAUGCUGGGGUGCCGAUCUGCGUUUCCCAGAUGAGGAAAAGGAAGCCGGAAAAAAUGGAUCGCCAAAUACGGAAGAAGUUCUGCCGCGGGCCGAGACCUGGCUGCCAGGAGUCCCUGGGGGUGCCCCAACCUGGGCCGCCAACCUUGAGACAGAGAUUCCCUCAGAUCUAGAGCUGAGUGAGGAGCAGCGGCUGCAGGUCUGCAAGGAGCUGGUGGACCUGCAGAUCAAAACCCAUCGCCUGAAGGAGCAACACGAGGCUGAAAUCUUCGAGCUGAAGAGUGAGGUCCUGUGGCUGGAGAGCCGGGUGCUGGAGCUAGAGCUGCACGGAGAGCAGGCAGCCCUAGCAGAAGCUGAUCCGGGGCACCGCCAGGCACUGGCACAGGAGCUUGGGCACAAGGCCUGGGGGCAGGGACACUCCAGCCACCACAGACUCCAGGUCACCAUGAGCGCAUGGGUGGAAGCUAAACUGGGGUCCAGCAGGGGAACAGUGAGGCUGAGACCGGCUCUUCUGUGCAGGCACAGCCCAAGGACUUCCUGACCGCUGAGAACGAGCAGAAGCUGGGGGAUGGUGGCAGCCCUGGGCUGGCAGCUGCAGGGAGCCCAGGAGGAGGCCAGGACAGCUGGGCAGCAACUGGCUGCACAAGCCUUGGUAUUGUCUGCCUGCCGGGGCCAGCUCCACCAGGCUGAAGCAGAGAACGCCCGGUUGCAGCUGCAACUCAAGAAGCUGAACGAGGAGUACGCCAUUCGACUGCAGCACUGCGCCCGAACCGUGGCUGGGUAUGCAGAUGGUGCAGGCCCGAAGCCUGCAUCCACAGCCCUUCGGACCUUCCUGGAAACCACUCUGGAGGACAUUCGGGGGGCGCAUCACAGCCGUGAGCAACAGCUGGCCUGGGCUGCUCGCACCUACCGCAAGCGCCUGGCAGAUCUGAGUCGGAGGCACGAGGAGCUGCUGGCUGGCCACAGUGUGCAACAGGUGCCGGUGGAUCCCAACGGGGCACCCAGGACCCCCAAAGCUACCUCUGGUGCAGCCACCUCAGACAUGGAGCCGCCGCCCCUGCACACGGUCACCAAAUUCGGCCACCUGAGAGAGGACCAGGCUAGGCUGGAGAAGCAGCUCCAGAAGCUCCAGGCCCAGAAAGAACCCAGUGAAGCCUCUCAGGGGGGCCCAUUAGAGCCACAGGGCCUGGAAGCUGCAUCCUGGGCCCAGAUCCGCCAGAAGCUACAGGACUUCUCCCGUGGCACCCAGGUAGUGGGCAAAGCCUGGCCAGAGGCCCCUCCUCACACUGUGCCCAGGCUCAUGGCUUAUGUUCCCCCAUUCCAGGCAGAGCUGGAAAGGGAGAGAGCACAGCUGCUAGUCCGAGCCACGAUGGCUGAGGAGCAGCUUUCUGAACUACAAGAGUACGUGGACCAGCACCUGGGCAGGUACAAGCAGGAGAUCCUGAGGCUGAGGAAGCUGGUGGGUACAGGAAACCCCUGGAAAGCAGGGGCCACACCUCCAGCCAAGCCGCAGCACUCAAGGACCCGCAGCCGUUAG
Messenger RNA from Mesoplodon densirostris (Blainville's beaked whale), 1717 nucleotides. It is a transcript of the gene CCDC78, whose product is annotated as coiled-coil domain containing 78. Lineage: Eukaryota; Metazoa; Chordata; Mammalia; Artiodactyla; Ziphiidae. Gene Ontology annotation, cellular component: cytoplasm. The record is from RefSeq and is a predicted model, not a curated record. The transcript is spliced from 11 exons.